Molecule: messenger RNA, 1129 nt
Organism: Symphalangus syndactylus (siamang)
Lineage: Eukaryota; Metazoa; Chordata; Mammalia; Primates; Hylobatidae
Product: cilia- and flagella-associated protein 47-like
Biological process (GO): sperm axoneme assembly; cilium assembly
Cellular component (GO): cilium
Source: RefSeq, a predicted model, not a curated record
ACUUCCAGUUACUGCAACAGCAGAAAACUGCAUUCUUACUAUUUACCCAUAUAUGGCAAUUCAUCCGGAUAAGCAAAACAUUAUUUUAAAGAAUGAUAAGGAUGAAUAUCUUAAGAAGACUAGAGAUGGUGUUUUGCCUCCCUACCAGGAUGCUAAAUCACCCUCUCCUGCUUCAAUUAAAAAGACAUACACCACUAGCAAAUUCAACAAUGCUGAACCUGCAAAGGGAAACUUAUUUAUUGGAGUGGAAGUACUGCCUGAAAAUUUGCACUUGGAUGAAAGUGAAACAUCAAAGGAAGAUGAUGGAUCUGUGGAAAAGGAAAAAUAUGAACAAUUCCUUUCUCUUGAAGAAGGAACAAAGGCACACUACUUUUUUGAGAAGGUUGUAAAUGCAGCACAGACCUGGUUCAGUCUCUUUGGCUGGCCUGAAGGACCCCAUUCUUUUUCUAUUCCAGAGACUAUAAGAAGGGAUGUAUAUAAAAUGCAAUUCUACUCAUCAACCUCGCCACCCCAAAAGUUUUCCAGACAGAAUGACUUUUCCAAAUAUAAUAAGACCAUUUAUGAUGUGCUGCUCCAUUUGAGUGGAAAAAUGCCACCUGGAAUUAAUUCAAGUCAAUCUUUACCUGUAGAUAACCAUGAAAAAAGGGUAAUUCAACUCCAUUUGCAACAUUCCUCACUUCUGGACUUUCUCAAAUAUUUACCUUUUGAAUUUGUGUGGUAUAAGGAAUAAAACAUGGGAAUUGCAUUGCAGGACAUUUAUAUAAGAAUGAAGAAAAUGCGGUGAAAUAUAAAAAGUGGUAAAAGAAAGGGUGAAAACUUUUCAUUCCAGGAAGGAGAGUGUAACAAAUGAGAGGGUCAAGUUGGAGCAAACAACGUAAAUUUUUUUUCUCAGAGUUCUGGAUGCUAGAAGUGCAAGAUCAAGGUAUUGUCAGGGUUGGUUUCUUCCGAGGCUUCUCUAGUUGCUGGCAGAUAAACUCUUCUUGCUGUGUCCUCACGUGGUUUUUCCUCUGUGUACCAUUUCCCUGGUGUCUUUCUGUGUAUUCAAAUGUCAUCUUCUUAUAAAGACACAAGCCAAACUGGAUUUGAUACCACUCUAAUUACAUCAUUUUACAUUAGUUAUCUUUUUAAA